Molecule: messenger RNA, 1818 nt
Organism: Penicillium canariense
Lineage: Eukaryota; Fungi; Ascomycota; Eurotiomycetes; Eurotiales; Aspergillaceae
Product: glutamate--tRNA ligase MSE1
Exons: 7
Coding region: 1-1818 (605 amino acids)
Biological process (GO): glutamyl-tRNA aminoacylation
Molecular function (GO): tRNA binding; ATP binding; zinc ion binding
Source: RefSeq, a predicted model, not a curated record
AUGAGGAGCCCUCACAGCCGGCUUUUUGCCCGGCGAUCUUGGACCUGCAUGCAGUGUAGAGCUUCGUCCUCCUCUACGGGCGCAAAUGUUCGCAAGCCGAAGAACAACCUUCCCGACGCCCCUGCGCGAACGCGUUUUGCGCCGUCGCCAACCGGAUACCUUCAUUUGGGAUCUUUGCGGACUGCGCUGUUUAACUACCUUCUUGCCAAGCGGACUGGAGGCCAGUUUUUGUUGCGCAUUGAAGAUACCGAUCAGGUUCGGACGCCGUCGCAGUCCGGUAUGAAACGUACGAUUCCAGGAGCAGAAGAGCGAUUGUACGAUGACCUACGGUGGGCGGGACUGAAUUGGGAUGAAGGCCCUGUUGUUGGCGGCCCCUAUGGACCAUACAGACAAUCUGAGCGAAUAGCCCUAUAUCGAACCCAUGCUGACGAUCUGAUCUCCAACGGCCAUGCCUACCGAUGCUUCUGUUCCUCAGAGCGCCUCGAUUCGUUCGCGCGUCACCGUAGCCAAGCAGGGCUGCCCCCGGGGUACGAUAGGAAAUGCGCCGAUAUCUCCUCAGAAGAAUCGGAAGAUAGAGCAUCCAGGGGCGAGGCACAUGUGGUCCGGUUGAAGGUCGAGGGUUACCCCAUGUUCAACGAUCUGGUCUACGGCAAAACGGGACAGAACAAGACCAACAGCAGCAAAUUGGAUUUCAUUGAUCGGGUCUAUGACGAUCCAAUUUUGUUGAAAUCGGACGGGCACCCGACCUACCAUCUGGCCAAUGUGGUGGAUGACCAUUGUAUGAAGAUCACUCAUGUUAUCCGGGGAACGGAAUGGAUGCCCUCUACGCCAAUGCAUAUGGCACUAUAUGCCGCUUUCAAAUGGGCUCCACCACGCUUUGGCCACGUUCCCCUGCUCGUCGACAAAACCGGGCAGAAGCUCAGCAAGCGGAAUGCAGACAUCGAUCUCUCCUCAUUCAAAGACCAACAAGGAAUCUUCGCUGCGACCUUGGUCAACUUUUGCUCUCUUUUAGGCUGGUCUCACUCCCAGAAGUCUGAUAUCUUCAGCUUGGAGGAGCUUGAGCAGAUUUUCAACCUCAAAAUUACUCGUGGAAACACUGUGGUUGCCUUUGAGAAGCUCUGGUUCCUUCAAAAGGCGCACGCUCAGCGAUUUGCGACAAAUGGCGGUUCCCAAUUUGAAGAAAUGGUGAACAGGGUGUGCACUGUCGUCGAAGAUGGCCACACCGUGGAGAAGCUUUCCUCUAUCCUCCAAGGCCGCACGCUGUCCGAGUAUAUCACUCCGCUCCUGCGCGCAGACGCCAAAUCUUACACGACAGCGAAAGAAUUCGUGGAGCGUAAUUCCCACUUUUUCACUACACAACUCGACCGUGCGCCAUAUACACCAACACCAUCCUCUGUCUCAUCAGAAUCUCCCACAGUUCCAAUGCAAGCGCUUCACACGGCGGCGGCAGCUCUGACCCUCGUCCCACCAGCCCACUGGACGAUCGAGACUCACCGUGAAAAUAUUACCUCCUACGACGGUUCCGACGCUGUCACCAUCCCAUCCGGGACUGCCAAUGCAGUCGCCACUGACAAGGUCUUUAAGAAAGAACUCUAUCAUUACCUCCGCUGGGCAUUGUCAGCUUCUGCACCGGGACCUGGUAUCCCGGAGAUUAUGGCUAUCCUGGGACGGGAGGAGACGCUGCGUCGAAUUCAGGAUGCCAAGGCUUUGACGCAGUCUCUGGUGCCGCAGACCGGACGACGGGUUCCGAAGGCUUCUGGGGAGAAGAAACUGCAGGAGGACCGAAGUUGGAUGGGAACCCUUGCUCCUGAGACAUAA